This is a messenger RNA of Colletotrichum truncatum, 306 nucleotides long. RefSeq lists its product as uncharacterized. NCBI's taxonomy places the organism in Eukaryota, Fungi, Ascomycota, Sordariomycetes, Glomerellales, Glomerellaceae. The record is from RefSeq and is a predicted model, not a curated record.
AUGGUUCGUAAGGAAAUGAGCAGUAUGAAGAAGGCUGCUGUGGAGCAAAUGACUAAAGAAACCCGCGCGUUCCUGAAUGGCCAGGACAGAGCGCACUUCAACUAUAAAAUUCUCUAUGAGGCGGAGAUUGAGACUCUCAGAGUCAUGGAAUCCAGGAUCUCGGAGCUGACUGACGGGUUCCUGAAGGAUGUUGAAAAGGCUGGCGAGAACGGUACCACCCGGCAAAUGAAGCGCGAAAACGAAGGUAUUGAAGGAGACGCCAUCGAGGAGGAUCGGGUUAUCAAGCGUCAAAGAACUGACUCUUAG